Magnusiomyces paraingens is the source of this 2337-nucleotide messenger RNA. RefSeq lists its product as uncharacterized. Gene Ontology annotation, cellular component: membrane. Bases 1 to 2337 code for a protein of 778 amino acids. The record is from RefSeq and is a predicted model, not a curated record. Gene Ontology annotation, molecular function: dolichyl-diphosphooligosaccharide-protein glycotransferase activity. The transcript has a single exon. Gene Ontology annotation, biological process: post-translational protein modification. Lineage: Eukaryota; Fungi; Ascomycota; Dipodascomycetes; Dipodascales; Dipodascaceae.
AUGAGUGGAACCUCCAGCAAACAAACCAAGCCUGCUCCGGUAGACCCAAUUGAGGCCGACACAGUCCACCUGAGCUCCCGCACUGUCGAAAACAUUCGACUGCUGCUCAAGGUCGUCAUCUUCAUUGCAAUUGCUGGCGCUGCCAUCUCGUCGCGACUCUUCUCCGUCAUCCGUUUCGAGUCCAUCAUCCACGAGUUCGACCCUUGGUUCAAUUUCCGCGCUACAAAGUAUCUCGUCAGCCAUGGCUUCUACUCUUUCCUCAAUUGGUUCGACGACAGAACUUGGUACCCCCUCGGCCGCGUUACAGGUGGCACCCUCUACCCAGGCCUCAUGGUCACAUCCGGUGUCAUUCAUAAGAUCCUUGAGCUUCUCGCCCUCCCCGUCGACAUCCGCAACAUUUGCGUUCUUCUCGCUCCUGCCUUUUCCGCCCUUACCGCUUUGGUCACAUACCUUUUUACCACUGAAAUGAAGAAUGAAACCGCAGGUCUGUUGGCCGCCGCGUUUAUGGGUAUUGCUCCCGGCUAUAUUUCUCGUUCCGUCGCUGGCUCGUACGACAACGAAGCAAUCGCCAUCUUCCUUCUCAUGUUUACCUUCUACCUUUGGAUCAAGGCUGUCAAGCUUGGCUCCAUGUUCUGGGGUGCCCUUACCGCCGUCUUUUACUUCUACAUGGUCUCUGCUUGGGGUGGUUAUGUCUUCAUCACCAAUCUCAUCCCUCUCCAUGUUUUUGUCCUUCUUCUCAUGGGCCGCUACACUAAUAGACUUUACGUCGCUUACUCCUCCUGGUACACUCUCGGAACUCUUGCCUCUAUGCAGAUUCCCUUUGUCGGGUUCUUGCCUAUCCGUUCCAGUGAGCACAUGGCCGCCCUGGGUGUUUUCGGUCUGCUCCAGCUCGUGGCUUUUGGCGAGCACAUUCGUGCCCAGCUCCCCUCCAAGCACUUUAAGCGUCUCGUCAUCAUCUCUUCCAUUGUCAUUGUACUUGCUGCCCUUGUUGUUUUGGUUGGCUUGACCUUGUCCGGUGUCAUUGCUCCUUGGACUGGUCGCUUUUACUCUCUUUGGGAUACUGGCUAUGCCAAAAUCCACAUCCCCAUCAUUGCAUCUGUUUCUGAGCACCAGCCUACUGCUUGGCCCUCCUUUUUCUUCGACACUUAUUUCCUGAUUUGGCUUUUCCCCGCAGGUCUUUACUUUGCCAUUAAGGACCUGCGCGAUGAGCACGUCUUCAUCAUCAUUUACGGUAUUCUUGGCUCCUAUUUCGCUGGUGUCAUGGUCCGUCUUAUGCUUACCCUCACCCCAGUUAUUUGCGUUUCUGCUGCCCUUGCUGUUUCCACAAUCCUUGACGUUUAUGGCGACUUUACUGACAUUGUCAAAAUCACAAAGACCCAGGAUCCUAGCAGUGAAGAGGAAUCUGAUGUCAAUUCUUCUGCUCCUGAGAAAGCCAAUGUCACUAUCACUGCCAAACAAGGCUUGACUGACGAGCCCAUUUUUUCAUUUAUUUACACCCACUUUGGUCUUGUUAAGCCUUUCUUUGCCAAAGCUGUUGUUCUUCUCUCAUUCCUCGGAUACCUCGUUUUGUUUGUUUUCCACUGCACUUGGGUCACCUCAAACGCUUACUCUUCUCCAUCCGUCGUGCUUGCUUCGCGUCAGGCUGAUGGCUCCAUGUACCUGAUUGACGAUUUCCGUGAGGCCUACUACUGGCUCCGUAUGAACACUGCUGACGACGCCAAGAUCAUGUCGUGGUGGGAUUACGGUUACCAGAUUGGUGGCAUGGCCGACCGCACCACUCUUGUUGAUAACAAUACGUGGAACAAUACUCACAUUGCCACUGUCGGUCGCGCCAUGGCAUCGUCAGAGGAAAAGGCAUACCCCAUCCUGCGCCAACACGAUGUGGACUACAUUCUCGUUAUUUUCGGCGGUGUCAUUGGAUACUCGGGUGACGACAUCAACAAGUUCUUGUGGAUGAUUCGUAUUGCCGAGGGUAUCUGGCCUGAGGAAAUCCGUGAACGCAAUUAUUUCACGUCAAAGGGUGAAUAUCGCGUGGACUCUGGAGCCACGCAGACCAUGAAGGACUCGCUUAUGUACAAGAUGUCCUUCUACCGCUUCAGCGACAUCCAGGGUCACGGCGCAACUGUCGACCGUGUGCGUGGACAGAACAUUGAAGAGCCUGUGCGUCUUGACACUCUCGAAGAGGUCUUCACCUCGGAGAAUUGGCUAGUGCGCCUGUACAAGGUCAAGGACCUGGACAAUCUCGGUCGUGAUCUGACAACCGUUGAUGGGUCCAAGGGUACGACCCGGGGUCUUUCCCGUCGCAGAAAGCCACAAGGCCUGAAUUUGAGACUGUAG